Messenger RNA from Malassezia sympodialis ATCC 42132, 1506 nucleotides. RefSeq lists its product as uncharacterized. The record is from RefSeq and is a predicted model, not a curated record. Lineage: Eukaryota; Fungi; Basidiomycota; Malasseziomycetes; Malasseziales; Malasseziaceae. Bases 1 to 1506 code for a protein of 501 amino acids. The transcript has 5 exons.
AUGGUCCCGCUGACUGGACCCAAGUCGCAGUGGCUUGACCAGGUUCUGUUUCUUGGUACGGGGACAAGCUCGCAAGUCCCUGCAAUUCACUGUAUCACGGGCGACGAAACCGAAUGUGUGACGUGCCAUGAUGCGCUCAAGCCGGGAAGCAAGAACCGCCGCUUUUGCACGUCCCUGGUUGCCGUGGGAAGCCAUCCCGACACACCGGAGAGCAAGUCCACGAUUCUGAUUGAUUGUGGAAAGUCGUUCUAUGAGUCUGCGCUGCGAUACUUUCCGCGCUAUGGCCUGCGGCGCAUCGAUGCCGUGCUGCUGACGCACGGACAUGCGGAUGCCAUUCUCGGCUUGGACGACUUGCGCAGCUGGACCAUGGGCGGGUGCAUCCAGGGACAUGUGGAUGUCUACCUGACGUACGAAUGUAUGAAGACGGUCCAGCAGACUUUCCCCUACCUCAUUGAUCGAAGCCGUGCUACCGGCGGUGGAGACGUUGGGGCGCUUCGGUGGCAUCUCAUUGACUCUCACAGGCCCUUCUUUGUAGGGCCGAUGCAGGUCGAGGUUACGCCAUUGCCUGUGGACCAUGGCUUCUACAGCGGCGGGAACCAGCCCUUUGAAUGUCUGGGCUUCCGCAUCGACUCAAUGAGCUAUAUUAGUGACUGUGCCAUCGACUGCCUGUUGGAACUCGCACUUCGCCAGUCGAAAUGCGAUGCACUUCCGCCUUCAUUGGCACUGCUCACGGAUAUCACGCACCGAGUCGAGCACGAACGCACGGAGGCGGAGCUGCAGCGCAUGCUUCAGGGCAUGCGCGCUUGGCUUCACGAGCAGCCAGAGGCGUCUGCACGCUGGUGGGAUGCCAUCGAGCUCUAUGUGGCCGACUGCACCAACGUCGGCGAUAUCCAUCGCCUGCAGACCCGAAUUGCUGAAGAAUUUGGCGGGAUCGAUACGCUGUACCUCGUGUUUGGUGCGUUGUGGACGCAGUCUCUGCUUGGUAUCGCAGGCACUGACCCUACCGCCGAUCGCCACGCGACGGGCCCGACCCGGGAGGGCCUACAGACAGUUUCCGAUUCGGUCCGAGCGAUCAACGAUGCAAACAUCACUGGCACGGCCCUUGUCCUAUCUGCGCUCCUUCCUCGUCUCCAAACCAACUCCAAGGCCCCCUAUGUGUGCAUUGUUGGAUCCUUAGCCAGUCUCGUGCCUGCCCCUACGCGUUCUAUGUACUGUGCCACCAAGAGCGCCCAACAGAUGCUGGUGCAGAGCGUGGCUGCUGAGUGUGCAUCGCAGGCCAAGAUCAAUGGCUAUGCCCAUGUGCAUUUUGUUGUCCUCGCGCCCUCAACGGUGCAAACCUCCUUCCGCUCACACAUGGCGCUUACGCAAGGGCCACUGACUACGGCGCCCUCACAGGCCAUAUCAUGCGUCGAGCAGGGCAUCACGGGUGUCGUGCCGAUGCCCAGCAAAUACUUCUGGGUGUGGCUUCUCAGCCCUCUAUUGUACGUGGAUGGUUAUCUAACCUAG